This is a messenger RNA of Xenopus laevis (African clawed frog), 1061 nucleotides long. RefSeq names its product serine/threonine-protein kinase 3-like. The transcript has 9 exons. Lineage: Eukaryota; Metazoa; Chordata; Amphibia; Anura; Pipidae. The coding region runs from base 57 to 680 and encodes 207 amino acids. The record is from RefSeq and is a predicted model, not a curated record.
AAACAAUUCAGCGCAAUGAUCUACGUCACUCCAGAAAGAGCCAAUUAUGGUUCACGAUGGAAUAUUGUAGGGGGGGAUCUUUGAUGAAACUAAUUGAAGGAGCAGUUAAUAACUCCCUCUCAGAGGUCUGUAUCCGGUACAUCGCUAGAGAAGUGCUAGAGGGCUUGCACUACAUGCACCAUAAAUGUGUUGUCCACCGUGAUAUCAAAUCACCGAAUAUCACACUAAACCGUCAUGGGACAUUCAAGAUCAUUGAUUUCGGAUUGGCCGUGCAGUUGGACAGAAUAGACAAGAAAAUCAUAGGUGCCCGCGGAACUACCUGUUGGAUGGCGCCCGAAGUCAUUGGCUGCAGAUACAACUGGCGACAGACCUACAACUUCAAGUGCGACAUCUGGUCAUUUGGCAUUACCCUCAUAGAGAUGGCAGAUGGACAGUCACCUUACGAGAGAUUCGGCAGGACUAAAGCCAUGGAGCACAUUUUCACAGACGAACCCCCACGUCUCAAACGUGAACACAUGUGGAGCUACGAUUUUGUGGAUUUCUUAGGCCAAUGCCUGAUUAGAUCACCUAAGAAAAGACCAACAGCCACACAACUUCUUGGCCAUCCUUUUAUAAUGGAACAACCAGAGGCUGAUCAGGUCAAAUAUGCGUUAACAGAAUAUGCCAAAACCGUUGAAUAAUCCCGCCCUGGACAAUCACAAUCAAGUCUAGAGAAAUGGGAAAGAUCGAAAGAUGUGCCUUUAGUCACCUUUCAUCUGAACUAGAGCUCGUAUCUUAUUUUAUUCAUCUUCUCAGAGCUACAGUCCAUCUCCCAACCAUCAAGUAAAGGCUACAGUCAUGGAUGAUCCUUUAUGGUAUCCUAGCGAUCCGCAGCCAUGAUGGUUCCAGUCAGGGUCGGACUGGGGGGCCCAGAGCCCAUCGGGGCUGCUGCCCCAGGGCCCCCCACCGACCCCCUUGCCGUACCGGCGUGUGCAGUGCGUUCGUGUGCAUGCGCGCGGAGCUGUGGUUGUGCGCUUCCGCUUUCCCGCAACCUCAGACAAAGGGAGGCAGGGCCCACAGGG